Messenger RNA from Triticum aestivum (bread wheat), 2600 nucleotides. RefSeq lists its product as uncharacterized. Gene Ontology annotation, cellular component: membrane. The record is from RefSeq and is a predicted model, not a curated record. The transcript is spliced from 2 exons. Bases 15 to 2600 code for a protein of 861 amino acids. NCBI's taxonomy places the organism in Eukaryota, Viridiplantae, Streptophyta, Magnoliopsida, Poales, Poaceae.
GCCUCGCCGGAAUCAUGGCGACGGGGGCAAUAGAAGACAUGGAGUUCCUGUGGAGGUGGCGCAAGUACCUGCUGCUAUUCGCCAUGCUGGUCGCCAGCGUCACCUACGGGGCUGGGCUGAACCCGCCGGGUGGCGUCAGGUCCGAGGACGGGGGCAACGCUUCAGAGCACCGGACAGACGGCGUCGGUGUCGACCCGCCGCUGCCCCCGCCGCCGCCGGCAGUCUACCCGUUUCUCGUCGGCGACCCGCUGCUGGCGUCAACCUACUCGCGUCAGUACACCGCCUUCUUCUACUGCAACGCCGCGGCUUUCGUGUUGUCCCUGGUGAUCAUUAUGCUCCUGCUCGACCGGCGCCUCAGCCAAAACCGCGUCGGCCUCACCGUGCUCCGCUCCGCCAUGCUGCUCGACCUGCUCGCUCUCAUGGCUGCCUUCGCAGCCGGGAGCUGCUGCGACGUCGUCGCGUCCAUCUACGUCUCGGGGCUCUUCGCCCUCGUCUUCGCCUACGUCGCCCUCCACCUCUGCGUGUCCACCUCCCGCGCGGACAGCCACCUCGAGGAGCAGCGGCGCAGGUACCCGCUGCUGCUCGCCACCUUUGCAACGCCUCUCACGUACAGCGCCGGGCUAACGCCUCCGGGAGGCUUCUGGAGCAAGACCGUGGCUGGGCACCACACUGGCGACCCGCUGCUGCACGACGGGUCCUACAAGAUUGGCUACCAAGCAUUCUUCUACGCCAACGCAAUCUCCUUCGUGGCAUCCCUCGCCAUGGCCAUGAUGGCCAUGAGCCCGACGUUGAGCGGUCGACUCGUCCGAUCCUACGCGUUGCCGGUGUGCAUCCUGGUGGAGCUGCUCGGCCUCAUGGCCGCCUACGCCACCGGGAGCUGCAGAUGGCCCACCUCAACGGUGUACGUCUUCUCCCUUGGCGGCGCUGUGCUCCUAUACAUCGUGCUGCAGAUGGUCGUCGCGACGUGCGCCAUGGAGACGCUCAAGCAAUUGCGUGGAACGGUCUGCCGCAUACUGUCAUGCGCCGACCGGCCAGAAGAAGAAGAAGAAGGAGAAGGAGAAGAAGAAGAAGAAGAAGAAGAAGAAGAAGGAGAAGGAGAAGGAGAAGGGACGUCGCGAUGUAGCAUUGUAGACGGCUACAAUGUGGAGGCAGAGGCUAAGGUGGAUGAGUCGCGGGCACUUCUGCUGCUGCUGGCCACGCUCGCAGCAACGGUGACCUACCAGGCAGGGCUGAGCCCGCCGGGCGGUGUCUGGCCAGAUAACAACGACCAAGGGCAUCCACACCACAUCGCGGGGAACCCGGUUCUCCUCGAUAUGCACCCCAAGAGGUACAAGGCCUUUUACUACUGCAACACGUGGGCGUUUGUGGCGUCGUUGGUCAUCAUUAUCAUCCUCCAGAGCAAGGAGUUGAGCUCGGCCGCCAACAUUAGACGCGCCGCGCUCAAGACAGCCAUGGUGCUGGAGCUGUUCGGGCUCAUGGGUGCCUACGUUGCCGGUGGCUGCCGGGACACCACCACCAGCAUCUAUGUCUUUGUCGUGGCCAUCGCUAUGUUUGUCUACUCUAUCGCCAUGGUCAUGGUGUACACGGCUCAUGGGCAGAGCCGGCUGAUGAAGUGGGUGCACCGCAUGUCGGACAAGCUUGGAGGGGUGUUCCACUUGCACUCCCGUUAUGGCUCCGAGAGUGGCGCACAAGAUGAUAAUCGCCUCGAGAGGAAGCGCCAAUUCUUGCUGCAGCUCUCCAGCCUCGCCGCCACCGUCACGUACCAAAUCGGGCUUAACCCACCUGGCGGGUUCUGGACGGAGAGUGACAGGGACAGAUCAGUCACCGCCGGCGACCCCGUCCUCCUCGACCACUACGUGUUAGCAGGCAGCUGCCGGCAAUUGCGCACCUCCAUCUAUGUCCUUGCGCUCGUGGCCGCGGUGGUCGCCUUCCUCGUCCUGCAUUUCAUAUUACUAGUGUCGGCGGGCCAUUGGUCGUUGCUGCAAUGGCUUCCACAACAGCUGAAGAGGCUGUUCGAGCCGCUGCCCGUACUGCAGUUGGCCAACGAGAACCAAAGGAAUGUGCUCUCCCUCUCCGGCAAGCAACAACACCGAAAACUAAUGCGCUUGAUGGUUCUCGGUGUCCUUGCGGCGACUGUCACGUACCAGUCGGGUCUCACGCCUCCUGGGGGCACGUGGGGCGACGACAAUGAUACCGGGUCGUCAUGGUCCCCAUCGGCGUACCCGCUCAUUGUUGCAGGCAACCCGAUCCUGAUGGACACCAACCCAGAACGGUACCAGGCCUUCUUCUAUUGUAACUCGACAUCAUUCAUGGCCUCCAUCGUUGUCAUCAUGCUGGUGCUGCAGCACGCCGUGAUGCGACGUGGCAUGCCGCUUUGGGUGAUGCAGACCGCUGUGGUGCUGGACCUGCUCGGUUUGCUGGGCGCCUACACUGCUGGCAGCUGCAGGGAUUGGGAGACGUCCGCGUGCGUCAUGGGGCUCAUUGCUGCGGUGGUCGUCUUCAUCACGAUCUACGCGGUGUUGUCUAAAAAGAAAAUAAUAUCAUGGAAGUGCUUGGGAGAAAAUCAUAGUGAUGACGUUCAGUUCAGCCGCAAUGUGUAA